AUGCCUUCUGAUUCCGAGGAUGUGUUCGAAGAGAAUCAUGACGAAGGGACCACCUCCGACGAAGAUGACGGACCGUCUGGCCCUCCAGUUGUAACCGACCUCUACGAGGUUCUCGGUGUCAAAGAGGAUGCGACUCAGGACGAGAUCAAGUCUGCCUACCGGAAGCUGGCCUUAAAGCAUCACCCAGACAAGGCUCCUGCCGACCAGAAAGAUCAAGCACAUUCCAAGUUUCAGCAGAUUGCCUUCGCUUAUGCGAUCUUGUCGGACGAAAAACGCCGCAGGCGGUUCGAUCGCACCGGCAGCACUGCAGAAGCGGCCGUCGGCGACGAAGAUUUCGAUUGGGCAGAAUUUUACAGAGACCUGUACUCGAACACGGUCGAUACGGAUGCAAUUGACAAAAUAAAGAAGGAGUAUCAGGGCUCUGCAGAAGAAGAGAAGGAUAUCCUGGAGGCAUUCGACAGCCACAGAGGCGAUAUGGACCGUGUCUACGAGUCGGUGAUGCUGAGCAAUGUGCUCGAUGACGACGAGCGGUUCCGCGCAGUUAUUGACAAGGCUAUUGCCGAAGGCAAGGUGGAGGGUUACAAGAAGUACACAGAUGAGCCGGCAAAGAAGCGCCAGGCGAGAAUCAAGCGGGCGCAGCAGGAAGCAAAGGAAGCCGAGGAGUUGGCCAAGGAGCUGGAGGAGAAGAAGAAACCGAAAACGCAAGUCAAGGAAAAGGCACCGACGACGACGAAGAAGAAGGCCAAGACGAAGGACGUCUCUGAUCUUGGUGAUCUCGCCGCAGCUAUCAGGCAACGACAAGCCAAUCGCAUGGAAUCGCUCAUGGAAAAAUGGCAGACAGAGGCGCAGACGCUCAAGGAAGGCGACGGCAAGCGCAAGAAACGGAAGACUCUUUUCGAGGAGCCGCCCGAGGAAGCAUUUGCUGCCACCGCUGCUCGUCAGGCUUCCAAGAAGACGAAAAAGUCGAAAGCGUGA
Messenger RNA from Aspergillus udagawae, 975 nucleotides. RefSeq names its product DnaJ domain protein. The transcript has 2 exons. Gene Ontology annotation, molecular function: heat shock protein binding. NCBI's taxonomy places the organism in Eukaryota, Fungi, Ascomycota, Eurotiomycetes, Eurotiales, Aspergillaceae. Gene Ontology annotation, cellular component: nucleus; cytoplasm. The coding region runs from base 1 to 975 and encodes 324 amino acids. The record is from RefSeq and is a predicted model, not a curated record.